CAAAACACAAACACCUAGCCAAGCUCUGCGAUGCCAAGAGUCAUCAAAUAACCUUAAUCCUACGACUCUGCAUAUAGGUACUCUUGAGUCUUUAGAUAGGAGCGCAGGAUAUAAGCGCUCCACCUACUUUUCUAACCUCAAUCAAGCUUCAACACACUCUUUUCGCAAUGGCGGCCUUCGACAGAAACUUCACAUUCUUCACAAUCCCCGCGGCCUUCAUUCUACUGUUCUUCCCCAAAGUCUACAGCGCCAUUCUGGGCCGCAAGUACUUCAACCAAGCCGAUCCACGCAAAUACCAACCCGCCGUCUCCAAAGCAGAUGAUCUAGAUUACAAGACCAAAAACCGCAUCCUCCGUGCCGAGGCCGCCGUAGCCAACGGCCUCGAGACCAUAUCGCUCUAUGCUGCUGCUGUAGUAGCGGUUAACGCGGCGGAUGUCGACCCGAAGACGGCGAACGCGCUGUCGAUUGUGUACUUGGGAACGCGGGUGGCGUAUAAUAUCGUCUACGUGAUAUUGCAAGACGACCCUAGGUGGGGUAUGGUGAGGAGUGUGACGUGGAUGGGGGGUAUUUGGAUUAUUUUGGCUAUGUUCUUGUUGGCUGGCGCGGCGGUGUAUUAAGGGUUCUGAGGAGUGAUGUGGGUAUUUGGCCUUUAACUGUAGCGCAGAUCGGUUAUUAGUACAUACUGUAACGGGGUAAGGCCGGACAUCAGGGAAAUAGGUUACGGGGCUAGGAGAAAGUUCAUUUUCUCUUCUUUAAGAGGCACAGAGGCAGAG
Pseudomassariella vexata is the source of this 773-nucleotide messenger RNA. RefSeq lists its product as uncharacterized. Lineage: Eukaryota; Fungi; Ascomycota; Sordariomycetes; Amphisphaeriales; Pseudomassariaceae. Gene Ontology annotation, cellular component: membrane. The transcript is spliced from 3 exons. The record is from RefSeq and is a predicted model, not a curated record. The coding region runs from base 168 to 617 and encodes 149 amino acids.